Molecule: messenger RNA, 996 nt
Organism: Metarhizium brunneum ARSEF 3297
Lineage: Eukaryota; Fungi; Ascomycota; Sordariomycetes; Hypocreales; Clavicipitaceae
Source: RefSeq, a predicted model, not a curated record
AUGGAGCCCGUGGCUGAAGCUCCUCCAACCUCCGCCAUCGAGGUGCAGCACGCAAGUCUGCCGCCGGAGCUCAUUUUGCACAUCAUCGACUGUCUACUCCCAUGCACGCCGCACAUGAUUCUCCCCCCAAAACACCCGUCCACCAAGACCUUUGUCUCCUUCACCACCGUCUGCCGCGCCACCUACACCCACGCCUCGCGACUCCUCCGCCAGCAUUGCGUACACAUCGACUCCAGCCAGCGUCUCGCCACCUAUCUCCUCUGCAUCCCGCGCCUGGUGCCGACCCUGCCGCCUGUCCUGUCACUCCGGAACAUCACAUCUCUCUACCUGGCGCCGUUUGGGCCUUCGCUCGACGACCAGCCCACGGCCGAAUGGGUGCGCGAGCUCUUCUGCGAAGUGUGCGACUCCCUCCGCCGGCUCGUCGUCCACAUGCCCUUUGCCAGCCUCGACCCUCUCGACGACCAUCUCAACGUGCGGAGGACGCUGCGCGAGGGCUUCGAACAGCUCACCAAGGUGGAGGAGUUCACGUGUCUGGCGGAAUACCCAGCCCUGAGCGUGCCCGAUGCACACACCGACGUAUGGCGCCUAUGGCCAGACCUCAGGCGCCUCACGCUGUUUGGGGUGCCGCUUGACAAUCACUGGCUUUGGUGGGAUAUAGCUACGCUCCCGGACCUGAGGCACGUGGUGCUGGCGCAGCCGCAGAGGGUGGACGCGGCGGACAUCAAGGAUGAGUAUUUUCACAAGCUGCCCAGGAACGACCCUCGGCUGGGGAGGAAGAUUCGCAUUGUACUCUUGGAUGCGGCGUACAAGAUUGGGACAGUGAGAACGACAAGGUGGAAAGAGGUUGACCCCGAGGCAAAGAUGGAGGUGGAAACGUACGAGGUUCCGAGGCCGUUUUACGGGGACGAGAGUGAUGAGGAGCUGGUCACAGAGUGGGUGAGGAGGGGGGCUUUGGAUGGCACGUUGUGGGAGUGGAAGGGAAACAGGGUGAGUUGA